AUGACUAUCAGCGCCAAGCACCGGGACACCGAGUUGGAGCUUCAAGAAUAUUGGAGAAUGACGACUUUCAGCACCCCCCGCCUUACUGGAGGUGACAUCGGCGUCAUCGCUGGUUAUUUCAUCCUUGUCAUAGGUAUCGGCCUGUUGGCUAUGUUCAGGUCAAAAAGAAACACCAUCAGCGGCUACUUUCUUGCUGAGAGGUCAAUGUGGUUUCUUCCAAUCGGCGCGUCUCUGUUCGUGAGCAAUAUAGGAACGGAACAUUUCAUCGGGCUGGCUGGUUCUGGUGCUGCAAAUGGAAUCGGUGUUGGAGCAUGGGAGCUCAGUGCUCUACUGAUCCUGCAGAUAGCUGGAUGGAUAUUCAUACCUGUUUACAUAUCGUGCGGGACUUACACAAUGCCGCAGUAUCUCGCCAAGAGAUUUGGUGGAAAUCGACUGCGGAUCUAUUACGCAGUAUUGAGCCUUAUUCUCUCCAUGUUGACAAAGUGUUCGGGGAAUCUCUACACAGGUGCGUUGUUCAUCCAACAAGCUCUCAACUGGGAUAUAUACGUCAGCAUCGUGCUGCUAAUCGUUGUUACUGCCGUCCUCACAUUUACAGGUGGUCUGACAGCUGUCAUCUACACAGACACACUGCAGGCUACAGUGAUGAUCGGAGGGGCCCUCUACCUCAUGGGAGCAGGUUUCUAUGAAAUCGGUGGGUUCUCGGGGCUUCUGGAGAAGUAUCCCCAGGCUGUUCCAACCAACGUGACUGCCAUUGUGCCUGGUACCACCUGUCAUCAUCCAGACAAGCAGGCGUUCCGCAUGUUGCGUGGGGCAACAGAUGACUACGUGCCAUGGGUCGGCUUCCUUCUUGGACAGACAACAGGGUCCAUCUGGUACUGGUGUGCUGACCAGGUGAUCAUUCAGCGAGCCCUGGCGGCCAAGAGUGUAUCGCAUGCUCAAGGGGCCACACUAAUGGCUGGUUUCAUCAAAAUACUUCCUCUGUUCAUCAUGGUGAUGCCAGGAAUGAUCAGCAGAAUAUUGUAUCCAGAUGAUGUUGCAUGCACCAACCCAGACUACUGUAUGUCGGUGUGUCAGAGCAGAGCAGGCUGUUCCAACAUCGCUUACCCCAGACUGGUCCUGGGGCUUAUGCCUGAUGGUGCCCGGGGGCUGAUGAUGGCUGUGAUUGUAGCAGCCCUCAUGAGUGACCUCGACUCCAUCUUCAACAGCGCAAGUACGUUAUUCACCAUUGAUAUAUGGAAGCGGAUCAGGAAGGCGGCCUCGGUUACCGAACAGAUGCUAGUUGGCAGGGUGUUUAUUGUGAUAAUGGUUGCCGUAUCCAUAGCAUGGGUACCCGUGAUUAAAGAAACCCAAAAAGGUCAGGUCUUCAUCUUCAUCAACGAGGUAACCAACUACUUCACCCCUUCUUUCGCUGCUGUGUUUCUACUGGCUGUGUUAGUUCCCAGGGUCAAUGAAAAGGGUGUGUUCUGGUCUCUGAUGUACGCCUUCGUGGUCGGGGCGGUGCGUCUGGUCCUGGUUCUGUCUUUCCAGGGGGAAGGCUACUGUGGAGCAUCAUCAACCACGACGAUACCUGCAGUUGUGAGGAACAUGCACUACAUGUACUUCGCUCUGUUCCUCUUCCUGUCCACUGGUCUGAUAGCUCUUGUCAUCAGCUUCUUGACAACGCCUCCACCAGAGGAAUGCCUGCAAAACACUACCUUAUGGAGUUACCGAGACAAAGUCAAAGCCUUCAGCGACGGGAGUAAGAACAUUGAUGCUAACCUGAAGAUGAUCAACAGCACCGUCGGUAAGGAAGUGGACUCCAUUACGCCGCACGACGACGCUGCUCCACCGACGGUUACCGUGAAGUCUAAUGUGGAAGAGACGUAUGUUGACCUGCUUCAGACAGAAACUACAGCAACGAGGAGCGUUGCCAGGAGAAUGUUCAACUACGUGUUGGGUAUUGACAAAGUCCAGGAAAGCACCGAGAACGAUGAGGAGUUCCAUAAUCACGUGUUCGCCCUUGCUGCCCUCAAACAGACCAGGCUGGAGAAAGUAGUAUUGACCAUUGGCCUCCUGAGUAUACUCUCGAUUGCAGUAGCCAUGUUCGUUUUCUGGUCUGUCUAUAACUUCGACACAAACGAAUUCUAUCCCGAAGGUGCCGAGGAUCUUCUCCCUGGUGAUGAACAGUUUCUUCACAAUUCUAUGAAUCACACAGCCAAAUACAUAUCGGACACAGUCCUCGGCAACAGAACUCUGGUAUAA
This is a messenger RNA of Haliotis rubra (blacklip abalone), 2241 nucleotides long. Its product is annotated as sodium/myo-inositol cotransporter-like. Bases 1 to 2241 code for a protein of 746 amino acids. Lineage: Eukaryota; Metazoa; Mollusca; Gastropoda; Lepetellida; Haliotidae. Gene Ontology annotation, molecular function: D-glucose:sodium symporter activity. The record is from RefSeq and is a predicted model, not a curated record. The transcript is spliced from 15 exons. Gene Ontology annotation, biological process: transmembrane transport; inositol metabolic process; myo-inositol transport. Gene Ontology annotation, cellular component: plasma membrane.